AUGAUUUCGCUUAAGAGUCCGAGGUCUCGCCGCACGAUUGCCUCACCCUUCUCCCUCUGUGGCUGCCGGGUUGCUGUCGACAGUGGAGUAGCGUUGUCGCGCAGAAGUCUCUCGAAUGCUCAUUUUCGAGAUGAUUUCUCAACUGACCUCUCCGUGUUGAUCGGAGACUGCGAAGCCAGACUGAAGAUCUCGGCGGAUACGGGUUUGAGCCAACAGUCGAAGGUUUCCGGAUCUGGUUCUUCAGGAAUCGAAGCGGACGCCGACGCGCUCGGAGACUUCCCAACUUCUCCUGUGACGAGCGGUCGAACUCAAAGGAAGAAGAAAAAGCGAUCCGGCUACAGUUUCACCGAGAAAAACUUCCAUGAUCUCUAUCAACUAACGGGCGAAUUUCUCGGUGAGGGUUCCUACGCUCAAGUGCUCUCGGCCAUUGAGCGGAACACGGGCCGCGAAGUCGCUGUCAAAGUCAUCAUCAAAGACGUUCCCGGACAUUCGAGGCAGAGGGUGUUUCGCGAAGUGGAGACAUUGCGCGAAUGCUCCGGUCAUCCGAAUAUCAUCCAGCUGUUGGACUUCCACGAGGACAACGAUCGUUUCUACCUUAUAUUCGAGAAAAUGAAUGGAGGACCUCUUCUGAAGCACAUUCAGGAGAAGGUGCACUUCACUGAACGAGAAGCAUCCGAAGUAGUCGCCCAACUCGCUUCGGCACUGCAGUUCCUUCAUCAGAAGGGCAUCGCCCAUCGAGAUCUCAAGCCCGAAAACAUUUUGUGCGCCUCCCCGAACUCUGUCAGCCCCGUGAAAAUUUGCGAUUUUGAUUUAGGAUCAGGCGUUAUACUGCAAGAGUCUAGUCCCGUAUCGACCCCUGAGCUUUUGACGCCCGUAGGCUCUGCGGAGUACAUGGCACCGGAAGUGGUGGGCGCGUUCAUUGGUCAAGCCGUUUAUUAUGACAAGAGAUGUGAUCUCUGGAGUUUGGGCGUCAUUGCCUACAUGCUGCUUUGCGGCUAUCCGCCAUUUUACGGAAGCUGCGGAAGCGGCUGCGGCUGGGAAAGAGGUGAAUUUUGUUCGCACUGUCAAGAGAAGCUAUUUGACAGCAUCCGUGACGGCUACUACGAGUUUCCCGAACGCGAGUGGAACGCCAUCUCCGAAGAUGCCAAAGAUCUCAUCCGCAACCUAUUGGUGAAAGACGUCAAGCGCCGUUUCACAGCUGACGUCGUCCUCAAACAGGCAUGGGUCGCCCGAGGUGGACCGACAACAGCUCUCGAGACCCCAUCGGUGAUGCGACGCAACAAUUCGGCCAAUCAUCUUCAAAAUUUCGCCGAUGCCGCCAAUGCCAUGAAGCGCUUGGUAACUCACCAUCAGACCCUCAACGAAGAGGUUUCGGCCGCCCUCGAAGCGGUCCGAAGUGCCGAAGAAACUCCGCCAUCGUCUUCGCCGGAGCCAUGUAUCAUGGACUUAUCUCCUCCGGGCGACUCAGCUUUGGCGAGACGUCGUCGUCUCAAAUCCCUUUCUCUGGGAAGCAACGGUGAUUCCGCCACGGCAACCCCUCCAGUUUAACUGUGAUAGCCGCAUUCAGUCCACGCAGGAUGUUCCAACUCUAGUUAUAGUACUCUUCGACAUCGACGCCAAAAGACUCGACGAGAGCAACAACAGCGACAGCAAUAACGACGGCCACAACACUGCUACUCCUACCGCCACAACAACAACUCAUCAACGUCAUAUCAACAGCAGCGGUGACGGCGACACUGCGGUCACCGCUGCCUGUCUGCCUGACUGACUGACUGCUUGAGCAAUUCGGUUGAAUUCUCAUCUUCCGUCGAC
Messenger RNA from Galendromus occidentalis (western predatory mite), 1812 nucleotides. Its product is annotated as MAP kinase-interacting serine/threonine-protein kinase 1-like. The coding region runs from base 1 to 1548 and encodes 515 amino acids. The transcript has 3 exons. Lineage: Eukaryota; Metazoa; Arthropoda; Arachnida; Mesostigmata; Phytoseiidae. The record is from RefSeq and is a predicted model, not a curated record. Gene Ontology annotation, molecular function: protein kinase activity; ATP binding. Gene Ontology annotation, biological process: protein phosphorylation.